AUGUUCUCGCCAUUGACAGACCUCGCUUCCUUGACUGACACGCGUCUGGACAGACUCCAUCUCUAUGGAAUUGUCACCCGUGUCAUGCGGCCCCCUUUCCAGUGUGUCAACGGCGAUAAUCAUGGCAUCACAUUCAAGUUGGCCAGCUUGACGGAUCCCUCGGUCCAGAGGAACUGCAUCUACUUUGCCAGUACGAAGGAGGGCUUACCUAAAGUCUGGGCAGGCAGCAUAUUCGAAGUCGUCAACGCCAAGUACACGCGGCAUCAUAGAUACGGCUGGGAAAUCCGUGUUUCGCCAUAUAUGAACGCGCGCUGGCAAGCCAUCCCGUUUCUUCUUCAGCGUCAAUCAUAG
Gamsiella multidivaricata is the source of this 351-nucleotide messenger RNA. RefSeq lists its product as uncharacterized. Bases 1 to 351 code for a protein of 116 amino acids. NCBI's taxonomy places the organism in Eukaryota, Fungi, Mortierellomycota, Mortierellomycetes, Mortierellales, Mortierellaceae. The transcript is spliced from 3 exons. The record is from RefSeq and is a predicted model, not a curated record.